GCGCGAAUCAAUCCACGACGUCACAGUUGCCGGCAUUUUCGCCGUCGAACAUACUUUCACAUUCUGGUUUUUGUUGCUCUUAGUUACAGCUUGAUUGUUUGUUGGGAAUUUGAGAUUCACCAGAAAACCUGAAAUUCACCAGUGGGAAUUUCACCUAAGUGAUGCAGAGAAGAAUAAUUUCGCAAUUUUCUUAUUCCAAGAGGGUACACUGCCAAUUAAGUCCAAUUUUCUUCUUUGCUUCCAGAAGAACCCUAACCCUAGGAGGGGAAGGAGUGGAUGAUCCACUGUAUGCAGAUGUACCAAGGCCUUGUAGAAGAAAGUCGGAGAGGAAGCCGUAUCCAACACCCAUGAAAAUUCUGAUCCGAAGAGCCAAGGAAGAGAAGGAAGCUAGAAAGGCCCAGCCUAGUAGGGUGCUUGAAGACCCCCCCGACAAUGGUUUGCUUGUCCCUGAACUCAUCGGGGUGGCUCAUCAAGUUUAUCAAGCCCAACAGUCACUCCUCCUUGGCCUCAGAAAACUCAUUGAUGUCAUUCCCGUUCAACGCUGCAGGUUCUGCUUUGAAGUUCACAUUGGCCAUAUGGGUCAUGAAAUUCGAACGUGCACUGGUCCAAAGAGUGGUUUCCGUAGUUCUAAACAUGUUUGGAGAAAGGGGCGAGUUGAAGAUGCAGUUUAUUUUCCAAAAUGCUUCCAUCUCUGUGAUCGUGUUGGAAAACCCAGAGUUGGACAUGAUGAGAGGUUUAAUGUCCGAAGAAUCCCUGCCAUUUUAGAGCUCUGCAUUCAAGCAGGUGUAGACCUUGAAAAGUACCCUACAAAGAGAAGAACAAGGCCUGUAUAUUGUAUUGAAGGAAGAAUUGUAGAUUUUGAGCCAGAGACAGAAAAAGAUGAAAUGAGAAGAAAUGUAGAAGCUUCUGAUUUGGGGACCAAAACUGAAGAGAUGGAAAGGAAUUCCAAUUCACAUAAUCCUAGUCAUUUUCUCACACAUUCAAAUAAUGGGGAGGAGAAGAGCUUGAAGGAAUUAAGUACCACCACACUUGAAUCAUGGUUUGAGAUGAUAUCAGGAGCGAAAAAGAUUAUGGAGAAGUACAGUGUGAAGACUUGUGGAUAUUGUCCUGAAGUUCAGGUGGGUCCCAAGGGACACAAGGUGAGAAUGUGCAAAGCAUCAAAGCACCAGUCUCGCAACGGUUUGCAUGCUUGGCAAGAAGCAACAAUAGAUGAUCUUGUGGGUCCCAACUAUGUCUGGCAUGUACAGGAUCAAAAUAGGCCUGCUUUGGAUAACAGCCUGAAGCGGUAUUAUGGCAAGGCUCCAGCUGUGGUGGAGUUGUGUGUGCAGGGUGGUGCACCCAUUCCAGAUCAGUAUAGGAGUAUGAUGAGAUUGGACGUGGUUCCGCCUGACCGUGAUGAAGUUGAUCUUGUUGCUUGACAUGGUGUUUCUUCCCACAGAUGAAUGGUACAUUACUCAAAACAUUAGAGAAUCUGAAGAUCCUUUGCUUUUGCAUUAGAGCUGAAGUUCUUUGUCUUGAUGGAAUUCGACUCAAAGGAGUUUCCAUAUUGAUCAAAUCUCUGUGUAGCUUUUGGCUACUAUCAAAGUGGGAGCUGGUCCCUUCAUGAAAUCAUCCUUGAAGAACCUUGAUUUGAACAAAUUCAGCAUCAUUUGGUACUAUUGUUCAUGCUCGUCAACCCCACAAAGUGCCUCAUUCAUUCCGGAAUUCCAAUUUCUCUCAUAUGGCCUGAAGGCUGGAACACGUGGAGUUAUUGCCCUCUUCGGCCGGGAUGGAAAAAACAUGUGCUGAAUACAAUUUUUCACAUGGCCGGAUCAGCCCUCUCCUCCCUCUGGGAGCCUGAAGCUUCCAGUUUUCACCUGGCUUCUACAGAGACAGGGUUUUCCUGUGUGAGAUUUUGGAGACGUGGCAUUAGCCAUUAGGCAGCUGACGUAUAGCUGCAAGUGGACCAAUAGCCAGAAACCAAACAGAGACAAAAAGUACGAGCCACGGACUGUGCAUUCUCAGCUGGCGCGCAUGUGUGCAUGUGUGACACAAUGGCUCCAUUGGCUCCCUACCAGCUAGGCUCAAGAGAGCAUGUCUUUAUGCGGUGGUGUAUGGGCCCAUGUGGAGCAACGGUCGGGAAAAAAAAAUGCCGUUGCGGCGGAUUGCUCUUCAGAAAUAGGUCGGCGCUGGGGUGUGAUUUUGUGUUAAAGCUUAAAAUCAUGCACGGUUUUUCAUGUAUUUUUAGACCAAAUACUCCGGUGACAAAACAGGUGUUUUGAAAAA
Molecule: messenger RNA, 2265 nt
Organism: Vitis riparia (riverbank grape)
Lineage: Eukaryota; Viridiplantae; Streptophyta; Magnoliopsida; Vitales; Vitaceae
Product: APO protein 3, mitochondrial
Exons: 4
Coding region: 162-1418 (418 amino acids)
Molecular function (GO): RNA binding
Source: RefSeq, a predicted model, not a curated record